AUGUAUCCCGGGAUUGUACUGGCUGGGGCCGUUCUGCAUAGUGUUUUUCGCCAUGCGACGGCCUCUCCUAUAGGAACUGAAGGCCCGCGGGUGCACAUUAAAGCAACCCGUACCGUUGAUGAGGCUCCUGCCGUGGCCUUGCCUGUAUAUGCCAGAGAUGACCACGAUGACGACUUGGAACUGCCGCAUAUGCCGCACAUGUCAGACGUGCCAGACGUCCCAGACAAAUGGGGCAAAAUGAACACGACCCAGAUUCUCGUUAUCGUGCUGAGCAUCUUGGCGGUAAUUAUAUUCCUCGCCAUCACUAUUACGUGCUGCUGCUGGAGGCGUAAGAUUAGGCGGCGGCUCCUUGAGGAGAAGAAGAAGCGGGAGAUCGCUGACCUGGGUGUGCGGCAGGUCUACGGCAUCACAAACACGGCCGCCUAUAACCCUUUUAGUGUGAACCAGGCAAACAGCGGUGAUCCGGUCCCGGGCCCUAGUCGGCAGCCGACGGGUCGUCCUCCUACGUUCCAGAACCGGAGCCCGCCGAAAACCCCAGACGUUCUUCCCCAGCAUCCUUGGCCCAACGCAGUGGCGCCGCCAGCAUUCGUCCCGCCGACUACGGUGAGAAACAAGGUCGGCUUCAAGGAUUUGCAGAGGCGGAUCAAAGAGGGACAAGAGAGCGGUGCUACGGCCGAGCACCAGCGCCAGGCCAUGGAGCAUGCCAAGGAGUGCCGGGCAAUCGUCGAGGGCAGACGUCGUUGA
Messenger RNA from Lasiosphaeria miniovina, 744 nucleotides. RefSeq lists its product as uncharacterized. Bases 1 to 744 code for a protein of 247 amino acids. Lineage: Eukaryota; Fungi; Ascomycota; Sordariomycetes; Sordariales; Lasiosphaeriaceae. The transcript has a single exon. The record is from RefSeq and is a predicted model, not a curated record.